Molecule: messenger RNA, 1938 nt
Organism: Branchiostoma floridae (Florida lancelet)
Lineage: Eukaryota; Metazoa; Chordata; Leptocardii; Amphioxiformes; Branchiostomatidae
Product: DBH-like monooxygenase protein 1 homolog
Exons: 12
Coding region: 70-1938 (622 amino acids)
Biological process (GO): octopamine biosynthetic process; dopamine catabolic process; norepinephrine biosynthetic process
Cellular component (GO): secretory granule membrane
Molecular function (GO): dopamine beta-monooxygenase activity; copper ion binding
Source: RefSeq, a predicted model, not a curated record
CCAGUACCUCAGAGCUCGGGUACCGGUUAGUUCAAGAGUAUCGUGGAACAGGGGUUUGUGAAGAGAGCCAUGGCAAAACCCUGCAAGAGUUCCCACUUGCUUACUUUUGCCAUCGUUUUCGCCAUUUUGGCGCGUCUUGUGAACGCCAGCGGUUUUACCCACCACGAGACGCUAGACGAGGCAGGAAAGUACAACCUGUUCUGGAAGUUUGAUGAGGAGAAGAUUGAAUUCGAAGCUCACGUGCAGACGACAGGAUGGGUCGGGUUGGGUCUGUCCCCGAACGGAGGCAUGCCGGGGUCCGACAUCGUCAUCGGCUGGGUUAAAGACGGGAAGGCGCACCUGACGGACCGAUAUGCAGACGCGAAGGCACAGCCCGCUGUGGACGAAAGCCAAGACUGGGAGCUGGUGUCUGGGAACGAGAACGGGACUCACACCGUCCUGAGGUUCAGUCGAAAACUCAUGACCUGCGACACUAAGGACCGCGUCAUCAACAAGGAUACCAUGCGCGUGAUAUGGGCGUGGCAUGACGAGGAUCCAGAGGAAGAUUCUGGCGGUGACGGCCCCGGGUACCACUCCUCCAACAGGGGAGUCAGGAGCUCCAUCCUCAUCACCCAGGCCGUCCCAGAGACCAGUCUCCCGGACACUACUUACACCUUCGAUGUCAUCAUGAACAACGUAUCCAUCCCCAACUAUUGGCAUACGUUGUACUGGUGCAUGCUUAUCAAGCUGCCUGCUAUGGACAGAAAACAUCACAUUGUCAAGAUGGAGCCGGUGAUCACGCCAGGGAAUGAAGGACUAGUUCACCACUUUCUGGUUUACAAGUGCAGGAGGAACCUUACCACUACCCUACCAGACGAUCACGAGGGGCACAACUGUUUUUCACCCGGCAUGCCAAUGGAAUGGGGGGAAUGCUUCGAAGGGGAUAUCAUUGCCGCAUGGGUCACAGGAACAGGGGCUAUCACGUACCCAGAGCACGUGGGUUACCCUAUCGGGGGCGAUGACGACACUGAGUACGUAAUGCUGCAAAUGCACUACGACAACCCGCAGAUGCUACCAGGCUUGUAUGAUAGUUCAGGACUAAGGCUCAUCUACACACCAGAGCUAAGGGAGAAUGAAAUUGGCAUCUUUGAGGUGGGCAUGAGACUGGGGAAAGAGCAUGUCAUCCCACCUGGUGCAGACAGCUUCACAUCAGCAGCUUUCUGCGAUCCACAGUGUCUCGGCCAGUACCUUGAGGAACUCGGACAACCUAUCAAGAUAUUCGCAGACAUUCUUCACUCCCACCUUCUCGGUGUUCAACUCAGCUUGAAGCUGAUCCGUGAUGGUGUGGAGACGGACAUCUCGCGAGAUGACAACUACGACUACAACCUGCAGUACAUGAGGCAGAUGGGGGAAGAGAUUGCCAUCUACCCGGGAGACACUCUGGUGAUGGAGUGCAGCUAUCGUUCUACUGACCAAGACAACGUUGUUUACGGCGGUCUAGGUGCUCUUGAGGAGAUGUGUAUGGACUUCGUGUUUUACUACCCGAAAUCCAAGCUACGAAGCUGCGACAGCCAGCCGUCAUCCAGCAGGACCCUCGGCUUCGUAGGGGUGGAAGAUUAUAUCCCUGAUCCUUUCCAAAUCCUGGCACCACCAAGUUUGGUGAACAAGUCCUAUGAAGACGUGAUGGAGGGUUUCCAGUGGACAGGUGAAGGGGCGCAGCAGUUCUCCUCACACAUCCUGGACGGAAACUUCAGCACAUUCUGUUUGGGCAUGGGCAACGGCUCUGCAGACUAUUACCUGAAACCGAUGAGAGAGAUGCCCUUACCCCGCGGGGCAAGGGUACAUCCGCCGGACCCCUGCAGCCGGACUGCCUCCAGCGCCUACCGCCCGCGGCUCGCUGCACUUCACGUCUGGGCCACUGCCUUCCUGAUGCUGUCGUGUCAAGUUUUGCACAAGUAA